AUGCCUACUUAUGCCAAGUUCAUGAAGGACAUCAUUUCUAAGAGGCGUACCAUCGAUACCAACCCGAUUAUUCUAAUCGAAACUUGUAGUGCUAUUUUGCUGGGUAUGAAUAUCCCAAUGAAGAAGAAAGACCGAGGAGCGAUCACUAUCCCUUGUACCAUUCGAGAUAGGUCAUUCAAAAAGGCUCUUAUUGAUCUAGGAGCUAGUGUGAGUCUCAUGUCGUUAUCCAUUUACAAGAAGCUUGGUAUAUGGGUUGUGCAAGAUACUAGGAUGACACUCCAAUUUGCGGAUCAUUCGGUUAAGAAACCAUAUGGUAUUGUUGAAGAUGUUCUAGUGAAAAUUGAUAAGUUUGUAUUCCCGAUGGAUUUCGUGAUUCUAGAAAUGACUGAAGAUGAAGAGACCCCUCUCAUUCUUGGGAGACCCUUUUUAGAGACGGGAAGAUGCUUGAUCAACAUAGAAGAAGGGACUAUGACUUUGAAGGUUUAUGAUGAGGAAUUAAAGAUUGAUAUUCGAAACACCAUGAAAUACAAAGAUGAUAUUUGCACCAGUCAUACUAUAGAGGCUCUGGAUCAAGUGAUGACAUGUGAUAGUCCUUUGAAUGCACCACAGUUACCUUUGGAAAGAGUGUUGAGUUUGUCCAUUUUCGACAGUGAUAAAGAAGUGGACAACGGGGAAUCCGAAGUGCUGGCCAUGAUGGAUGCACAACCCCUUUGGAAAGGAUCUCGAUCACAUCAGUGGGAAUAUUUACGAUUACCUCAAACUAGUGAGGAGGAUAAAGAGCCCAAAAAGGGAACGGAGUUGAAACAACUUCCUGAGAAUCUCAAAUAUGUCUUUUUCGAUUCUGAAGGUAAAUGCCCAGCUAUAACAAAUUCGAGCUUCAAUAGUAUCCAAGAAGAGAAGCUCAUCCACGUCCUGAAAAAAUACAAAAAUGCUAUUGGAUGCACAAUUGAGGAUUUGAAAGGUGGUGUGAUCCAUAACGAUUUUGACUCUAACAAGAAGAAAAAGUUUGUUCAUGAUUGCAGGUUCUACUUAUGGGAUGACCCAUUCCUAUACAAGAGAGGAGUAGAUGGGCUAGUCAGAAGAUGCGUCCCGGAAGAGGAACAAAGGGAUGUACUCAGAGCUUGUCAUGACUCGAAUUAUGGAGGACACUUCAGUGGUGACAGAACAGCAGCUAAAGUCCUUCAGUCAGGUCUAUAUUGGCCCACACUAUUCAAAGAUGCCCAAGACAUAGUCAAGGAGUGCGACAGAUGUCAAAGAACGGGCAAUAUUUCUAAGAGAAAUCAAAUGACGCAAAAUGUUAUGCUGGAAGUCGAAUUGUUUGAUGUGUGGGGAAUAGACUUCGUGGGACCGUUUCCGCCCUUAUUUGAAAAGAAUUACAUCUUGGUAGCAGAGGACUAUGUGUCAAAGUGGGUGGAAGCGGUGGCAUUUCCCACCAAUGAUUCUAAAGUGGUUGUGACUUUUCUGAAGAAUAAUAUUUUUUUGAGAUUUGGAGUGCCGAGAGCACUUAUCAGUGAUGAAGGUACUCAUUUUUUAAACAAACUGAUGGAGAAUCUACUGAAGAAAUAUAAUGUUAAACACAAGAUCGCCACUCUGUAUCACCCUCAAACGAGUGGCCAGGUCGAAGUGUUCAACAAGAAGAUAAAGCAAAUACUGGAAAAUAUUGUGUGCUCAUCUCGAAAAGAUUGGGUAGUAAAGUUAGAAGAUGCACUAUGGGCGUACAGAACAACAUUUAAAACGCCUAUAGGUAUGUCCCCCUAUCAGUUAGUUUACGGUAAAGCUUGUCACUUGCCACUAGAGUUGGAGCACAAAGUGUUUUGGGCAUCCAAAUUCUUAAAUUAUGAUCUUGCCAAAGUUGGUGAAUCUCGAAUUCUUUAA
This is a messenger RNA of Lathyrus oleraceus (garden pea), 1875 nucleotides long. RefSeq lists its product as uncharacterized. The transcript has 2 exons. The record is from RefSeq and is a predicted model, not a curated record. Gene Ontology annotation, biological process: DNA integration; proteolysis. Gene Ontology annotation, molecular function: nucleic acid binding; aspartic-type endopeptidase activity. The coding region runs from base 1 to 1875 and encodes 624 amino acids. Lineage: Eukaryota; Viridiplantae; Streptophyta; Magnoliopsida; Fabales; Fabaceae.